Ectocarpus sp. CCAP 1310/34 is the source of this 2965-nucleotide messenger RNA. Lineage: Eukaryota; Phaeophyceae; Ectocarpales; Ectocarpaceae. The record is from the annotation of a GenBank genome assembly.
AUGCCUCGAUCACCGACGGCGGCGGCAGCAGCGGUGGUGGCGGUGUCCCUCCCUCCGCCACUGUGGCGGCGCGCCUCUGCCGCAAUGGCAUGGGCUGCCCAGCAGGACCAGCAGAACCCGCCGCCGCAGCAACAGCAGCCGCCGCAGCAGCAGCCGCAACAGCAGCAGCAGCAGCAGCAACUUCAACGUCAGCAGCAAGAAGCGGCAGCUGGGGCCGCAGCCGCGGCGGGGUCGGCGGUCGGCGGGGACGAGGCACGGCUGGCCGACGGCAUGGCUGGUUUAUCCGUGGAGGGCCUCGGUGGGUCGUCUACGAUGGCCGGGGGGAACAACCUGGGUGCCGGUGCGGCGUCGGUUUCGCCGGGUGCGUUGCAGCUUGUGAUGUUGCAGCAAUACAACGAGAAUCUCGUUGCGAAAGUAUCGGCUUUGGAGCAAUCCCUGCAGCAGUUGCUGAACAACCAAGGUGGGGGCGCGGGUUCGCACGUGGUCGGCCCGCAUGCUGCUGAUGGCGCGGGAGCCGCGGUGGCGGUCGGUGCGGGUCUUGGUGCAGCUGCUGCUCCUGGGUCGGACGCUGAUCGCCAGCGUCGCUUCGCAAAAGCGGAAUUCGAGAGUACCGCUUCUGCUUGGCGUGCGGGACGUUUGAUGUGGGCGCUGCGUGGUAAGCGGGGAAUUGACGUUCCCAACAAAGAGACCCUGCAAACGAUGAUGGGGGGGACCGUUACCGGCACCGACAAGACUUUGCAGCAGCUUCGGACCAUGUCCGGACUGAACGUCCUCGACUUCUUUCCCGUUGGCAAUUCCGGUGAGCUGUCAGUCCCGGACCACUUCGAUUUGACCUGUGCUGCGAUCGUUAACGUGUUGAAAUUUGGUCUCUCUGCCACCUCCGCGGACAACGCUGCAGCUCUGGCGCGCUUGCUGCCCAUGGAGCAGGCCAUGCUUUCGGCGCGGGGUACGCUGCGCAUGCAAGCCCUCCGUCAUAUGGGCGAUUUUCAGGGGAGGGGGUCGCGGGGGACCUUCGCCGACCUCCCUAACGACGAUUUUCGGGAAUGGGCAAAUGCGGUAAUGUUGUGGAUGUUACCGAUGCAGAAUUUGCCGGUGCCGCCGGAGUCUUUCGAGCGCUUUGGCCCCCCGCCGGUUCCUCGGUUCGAUGGCAUCAACGGCUUCUCCAUGUCCGGGAGCAUUGCGCUACGGAUGUUCGGGACUGUGGGUGGUGGAGGGUCUUCUGGAUCGAGUGGGGUAAGAGACGGCGGGGGGACUCCCGCUCCGCGGGUGGGGACUCCAAACGCCGGUCGAAAGUGUGUUUCGAAUAUCGCGACUCCCAAACAUGCAGGUGGGGCGACUCCUGCGUGUUCCGCCAUGCGACUGGGGGCGGCAAGGGUGGCGGCGGCGGUGGGGGUCGCGCUUCGGGUGGAGGGGGAGCCUCGGGCGCCGCGACCGAUGGCGGAAGCGGCUCCUCGGCGUUGGUCGUUCGCCGGGGAGAUGGCAGCAACUGAGGACACGGGCUCUGCCUUUCGGCGGGGCCAACUCCACAGUCGUGUGGGAGCGUAGAUCAGACAGCGGGGCCGGGUUCCAGAGCGCUUGGGGCCGCCGCGUUGGCGGCGGCGGGCGUGGGUGUCGGUCGAGGGGCGUGUGUGCCCGGGGCUGUCUCUUCGUUGCGACCAGGAAGUGGAGUUGAAUCGAGCCGGGCAAGAGAUGUGCUCUGCCGUACUGGGGCCAGUCUCGUCCGCCAGUCACUUGCGCGAACGUCUGAACGAACUUACCUGGGCCUUUUUGGAGCCUGGGUGAAAUAUCGUGUGAUCGUGGUGAACCGGCCGGUUUUUAUUGCUGCCGAGGUUGUUACGCGUGAUGUCGUUGCUCAAUUGCUUGAGUACGUCGCGUAUUGUUUUUCCGUUUUGGGUCUACAACAAUCGACGAUCGCCAGUCAUUUGUCCGCUAUUAAGUUCUUCCAUCGUGUGUCGGGUGAAGGGGAGCUUGAUACGCAGCAUCCGCUGGUGCGUUGUGCUUUACGUGGGGCGGCGCGGGGGCAUGCCGACGUGGGCACACAGCAGCGGUUGCGACGGCCGGUGUCUUGGGCGAUGUUGCAACGGGGGAGUUCGCUGGUAUCGCAAUGGGGGGUAGGCGGGCGCGUUUUGUUUCUUGCGCUGAGUGCUUCUCUCUUCUUCCUGACGCGAGCAUCCGAGAUGUUUGCGGUGUCGAAAUUGUCUAUGCAUGAGGUUCAUGGAUUGCGUCGGGGGGAUGUAGCGUUUUUUCGGGGGUCGGUCCAGCUGUUGCAGUCGGCGCAGUGGCCAUUGGCCGAUCGCGUGGAGGUACGUUUUCGUUCGUCGAAAGGGGACCAGUUUCGGAAGGGGGAGGUUUGCACGCGCACACGGCAAGGUCCGUGCUGUGGGGUUGACCGAGGGGGUGGUGCAGUGGAUGUCAUGGUGGAGCUGCUUUCUCUGUAUACCUUUUUGCCUUCGCAUGCGCCUCUCGUGGCUUUCGGUGUUGGUCAGGGCCAGUGGGCCAUGUGGACUAAGUGUCAAGCUACUGUGGCUCUUCGCCAAGUGGUUGCGUUGGCGGGUUUGCAGCCCGAGGAGUACGCGCUGCACUCCCUGAGAAUUGGGGGCGCAACUUUCGGGGCGGCGGGGGGGGCUUCGCCGGAGGUUCUCCGAAGAGAAGGGCGUUGGUCGGGGGAGAGUAGUCACCAGUGUUACGUUCGGAAUGUUGGGGGUGACGCUUCGUGGGUGUCAGAGGUGUUGGCGAACAAGGAGAAGGUGACUACACAGCCAGGGCAAGGUACCCGAUGGGGUGACGUGUGAAGGGGUUCCGUGGCACGUUGUGUAUGUCGAGAUCCUUGUUGUACCGAUGGUAUUUUGCUGUACAUAUUGUAUGCCGCAUAUAUUGGACGUUGUACAUAUCGUAUGUUUUGCACAUAUUGUAUGUGGUAUAUGUUGUGCAUGGUUUGCCAAAAUAAAAGGGGAGGGGGGGGAUC